GAUUCGCAGAAAAAGUGAAAAAAUCAUCACGCACUCGGCUUCACGUUCGGUUUUGGCAUUAAUUUACUGUAUUUUCCUUGCUAAAAUACCAUUAAACUUAAGAAAUUUAGUGAAAACUAGUUAAGACUUAGCGAAGUUCGGUGUAGUUUCGAAUUUAAACCAUUUACCGGCGGAAAUAACAGUGAAUCUCUAGUGCACAAAAUGGUCGCCACCAAAAUGGUACCAAACAAGCGUCGAGGUGGAUUCAACGGGAUGCCCGGUCGGCAGCGUUUCAAACCGGGCGGACCAAGGCCGAUGAGUGCCCGGAACAUGGGAGCUAUGUUCAACGCAAACCAACUUGGUGACAAUCCCGGAUUCGUAGAUUUCAAUGACGACGUCCAAAUUCCAUCGGCAUCAACGACUAGCGCAAAUGCUGCGACAAACUCGGUGGCAACUAUCAAUAACGGCACAGGGCCGGCGGGUGGACAUAAAAACACUAUCCGGAAGGGAAAUCCCAACCAGAAGCGCCUAAAUAUGAAAAACGGAGGAAGCAUGCGGCGUAUGCCUCCGGGUAUGGGUGGUCAUUGGGGUCCACCGAUGCCUCCUAUGCCCCCUAUGUUUCCCAUGGGUGGUGGUCGCAGAAACGGUCCACCUCUUCCACCGCCACCGCAUUUCCGCGUACCUCCGAUGGGAAUGCGUGGUAUGCGUGGUGGACCAAUGAUGCCUCCACCACCUCCAAAUGGUCGUUUCGGUGGUCUACCGAUGGGUCCGGGUCCAAUGGGGCUUAUGCCAAGACCAAUGCCGCCUAUGCGAGGCCCGAUGAUGAACCCCAUGGGACGUAUGAUGCCUCCACCGUUGCGAGGUCGCCCGGAUGGUCUUCCGAUGCGCCGCAUUGCGAACGGAAAGCUUCCUUCGGGUGGUAGAGUCGGAAAGGGUCUCAAGGGUGCACCUCGGGGGGGCCUUCCAAACGGGAAGGUAUUGAAACCGCCGAUUGGUAAUAAGAUCAAACCCAAAGUACCUGCCAAGCCGAAGGAGGAAUAUCCACUGGACAAACCGUGGGUAACGGAGGAAAUCAAGGCAGAGCAUGACAAGAAGUGCGAGCUGGCCGAACGGCUGAAGGGCAACAAGGACGACGCGCUGUUUGCCCAGUUCAAAGAACAGCGAGAUAAGUUUGUCAAGAUGUACGACGCGGCGAGGCUGGAGUUCAUCGGAAAGCAUCCGGAACAGGACGUUGAUAAAAUCCUAACCGAAUCAGUGGCAAGCAAAAAUGUCAAAACCGAAAAUCAAAAAUCUAAUGAUGCAGUUUCUACUGAUACCCCUGCCGCUACCGAUACUUCUUCUACUACUACUACUACUACUGCUACUACUACUACUACCGAUACUACCGCUACUGCUGCCGGUGCUGCAAAAUCUUCGGCUUCCUCUGCCUAAAUUAGAAUGCCUAUCAUUGCGCGCAAGCUCUCGAAAUGAAACGCAAAAACUGCAGAACUGCAGCAUGUCACGGGCGGAGGAAGCACGUUCAAUAUAUAGAAUUAAAAUUUACUUGACGGGAGUAUGAAGAAUGGAGCAGCCUAUUCUCUUACAUUAUAAAAGGACGUAACAUUAUGAAAGCGCAGAUUUUUCCUUUGUAAUUCGUUUUGUGUUUUUGUCUACAAUCAGGAUCCGUUUUCAAAGAUUUUAAACUUAGCUAACUGAGCAGUUCGACAUUUUUGGUCGAUUUUUAAUUAUUGUCAAUCAAAGAAGGAACGGAUCGAGAUCAAAUUGUUAUUUAACGAGAGCCAGUAAAUCUAUUAAAAAGCGUAAACAUUUUAACAUUCUCAUUAAAACCAUAACUUGUUUAGUAAAGCAUAGCUGUAAUGUUGAAAAUAGAUAUUUUGUCUACCUAUAAUAAAGGAGUGAAGUUGUGAAGAUUUUCCGCUCGAUAUUGUUUAAUCAAAUUUAGUGACGAAAAAAACCCAAACAAAUGCUCCCGAAUCAAGUUAAAUCAUUUAAUUGCUCCAAUUGAGUUUGUAUCUUACGUCCUAGAGCAUUCGCUUCACUCCACUUAGCACUGUGUCAUGAUGAGAGAACACAACAAAUAAUCAUGUGUAAUUUUAACGAAAAACAAAGGAUUAGUAAUACAAAGCAUAUGUAGUGGUAAAAUCUUUUAAAU
Messenger RNA from Ochlerotatus camptorhynchus, 2131 nucleotides. RefSeq names its product DNA-binding protein K10-like. Lineage: Eukaryota; Metazoa; Arthropoda; Insecta; Diptera; Culicidae. The transcript is spliced from 2 exons. The record is from RefSeq and is a predicted model, not a curated record. The coding region runs from base 202 to 1410 and encodes 402 amino acids.